Molecule: messenger RNA, 683 nt
Organism: Tauraco erythrolophus (red-crested turaco)
Lineage: Eukaryota; Metazoa; Chordata; Aves; Musophagiformes; Musophagidae
Source: RefSeq, a predicted model, not a curated record
AUAAGCCUCAAGUGCGGGUUUCUCAGAACUACCCGGUGCAAGGCCUCACGAGGGAAGGGGAGCCGCUGGAGCUGAUGUGCGCCGCUUUCGGAAAACCACAGCCUACGGACAUGAGGUGGUUAAGAGUAGAUGAUGAGAUGCCUCAACACGUUGUAGUGUCUGGUUCAAACCUUCUCAUUAGUAACCUAAACAAAACAGAUAAUGGUACAUACCGCUGUGAGGCUUCAAACGCGGUGGGGAAAUCACAUGCGGAUUACAUGCUGUUUGUAUACGAUCCCCCCACAACUAUCCCUCCUCCCACAACAACCACCACCACUACCACCACCAUCCCUACCACCAUCACAGACACAACGGCGACGACAGAACCGGCAGUUCACGGCUUUACUCAGUUGCCCAAUUCGGCAGAGGAGCUGGACUAUGGGGACCUCUCAGAUUCUCGUGCAGGUGAGGAAGGGGCGAUACGGAGCGUGGACCACGCGGUGGUCGGUGGCGUCGUGGCCGUGGUCGUGUUUGCCAUGCUUUGCCUGCUCAUCAUUUUAGGGCGAUACUUUGCCAGACAUAAAGGUACGUACUUCACCCACGAAGCCAAAGGAGCGGAUGAUGCGGCCGACGCAGACACAGCCAUCAUCAACGCAGAAGGAGGACAGAACAACUCCGAGGAAAAGAAAGAGUACUUCAUCUAG